GUAGAAAUAUUAUUCUAUUUCUUCAUUUCAGUUUCUUCGUACAGUUCCUUCAUACAGAACUGCUUGGAUUCCCAUAAUGCUGUUCGCGCACACUAUGGCGUUCCAGCCCUUAACUGGUCAUCGGAAAUUGCUGUCGGUGCACAGAAAUGGGCCAAUCAUCUUGCAGGAAUAGACCAGCUUCAACAUGACUCCACAGCAACAGAAGGAGAAAACUUGUUUUACAUGUACGGAGGAGACCCCGAACAGGCCUGCGACAGGGCUGUAAAGAAUUGGUAUCAAGAAGUGAAGAAUUAUGACUUCCGGUCCCCACACCUGGAUGACAGUACUAGUAAGUGUGUAUAAUCCCUUCAGAUUCCCAUUCGUGGUACCUGUUCGUUUCCUAAAGAAGUAGUGGGAGAAUUUGUUGAAGUAUCAUUUAGAUUCAUUGUGUUACCAUUUCCUUAAUUUAGGUCACUGAUGUGUUUUGUAAAGUAUUGAUAUUCUAAGGAGUCAUUUGACGCUGAUCACUCUCAGGGCUUAAAGGGUAAAUAUUUAACAGUUAAUGAAUGAGGCUGAGUAUCUUAUGAAGAAUUAUGGAAAUCGAGGAGGGUGUGUCGCCCUUCCAGUUGUCUUCUUGCUGUUCUUGCCAUGUUUUUAGCAAUUAUUUCGCCUAGUUCUUACCCUAGAAACGAGUGAAAUGUUUUCUACAACCAAAACAACUUAACCUCGUCCCCAGGUCUUCUCGGUUAAUGGUGCAUUAACCUGAAAAAACGCUGCAUUUUUGACGUCAUUUCCUCGCUAAACACAAAAUUCUUCCAAAUUUGAUCAUCAGCAACUGGUUAUGGUGAAUUAUGCGUGUGCUUUAGCCAAUCAGGAUCCGGGUAAUAAUUUGAAUGAAUAAUAAUUAACAAUUAUUGGAUGAGGCUGAGUAUCAUGUCAAGAUUUAUGGAGAUCGAGGGGAGUGUUAUCCGCCGAGGCCGUAUAAUUCCCUCUGAAAAAGCCGAAUUCAAUAAUUGUUUUAUUAUUCAUUCAAAAUAAUUCCUAGUUUAAAAACAAGCUAGAACAUGCUUACCUCUAUCGAUGUUUAAUAAGUUCAUCUUCGAUAGAGCAUGUUUAUCGGCAAGUUUCAAGAUAAAGGGUUGUUCAGUACUGCAAACAUUCUCCAAAUAGCAGAUGUCUUCCGUCGAGUUGUCUUUAUGUUUUUAGCCAAUAGUUCGCAUAUUUUUCCUCGUGAAACGAGUGAAAUGCUCCGCCAUUUUGUACUCACUACCAAAACAACUCAACCUCGUCGCCAGGUCUUCUCGCUUAUCUGUUCAGUUUUCUGACCAUUAUGCUGCACAAUUGACAUCAUUUUUCAGAUAUCGCAAAAUUCCUCCAAAUUUGGUCGACUGUAGCUGGUUAUGAUGAAUUAUGCGUGGGAUUUUAGCCAAUCAGAAACGGAGAAAUAUUUUGAAUGAAUAAUAAUGAUUGUCAGUGACAAUUUUAAUCAGUGUCAUCUCUUCUUUCAAACCUAAUAACUUGCAAUGGAGAACUACGUUCAGACUUCAGUGAAUAGAACGAUAUUCGCUGGAUACUACAGUGGAACCUCGAUACAACAAACCUCAAAUAAAAAUCGAAGUCCUAGGUAUAACGAACGAUAUUCUUAGUCCCAGUAACAGUAAAAAAUAUGGAAGAGAACCUCGAUAUAACAUAAACCGGUAACACAAAAAACGUCUGUUAAAUCGCCCCUCCAAAUAUAAGCCUCCCGGGGGCUUGUACUUGGAAAAUUGCCUUCAAAUACAAAGUAAAACAAAGCAAAAACGGUAAAUAUACCUCCAACUAUGAGGCUAGGCCAAUCGAUUUUGAAACACAAGUUUCCCUCCGUAGAAAAGCCCCUCCGAAUAUAAGCCCCUCCAAAAAUAAGCCCCACAAAACGGGCCUUUGAAAAAUGUAAGCCCCGGGGUUAUUUUCGGAAUUUUCCGGUUAUUAUGCCAGUCCCUAGGUCCAUCGUUACAUGGAGGUUUCACUGUAAUGUGAAAAUUCCCCCCUCCCGGGGGGAGGGGGGCAUUCCCUUAUUUGGACUUGACGGGUAUGUGCCGCUGAACAGGGUAUACAAUUUGACUAUUUAGAGUCUUUAACGGGGUGUGUUUUUGGACCUGAAGCCUUUCACAGGGUGUGAAGGUCGGUGAUGAGCGGUCUACAUGAGUGGUGCCAACAUUUUUUUUCUAAAAGAGUAAAAAUUCAAUGACGUUAGUUUGAAAAAUAAUGGUAAUCAAGUAAGAACGCGAAACGAAAUGACUAAGGGUCAUAGAAUAAGGUCUCUUGUCUUAAACCGGGUAGAAAAAUAAACAAUUUUUGUCUUAACCCUUUAAGCCCGAAUAUCCACAUACAAAUUCUCCAAACUGAUCUCAAUUCAUUUCCUUAAGAAUAAGUUGAGAGAAUUUGUUCAAAGAUCAAAGCAUUUUCCCUAAGGGUGAUCAUUUUAUUUAUUCUCAUAAACUUUUCUUUGAAUUAUGUAUGGAUAUUGUUAGGGGAAAAUUGAUGUUCCUCACUCUUGGCACUUAAAGGGUUAAACAGGGUCAGGGUUUGAAGGCCCCGGCGGCAGACGCUGGCUAAGUUUCCCAUAAGUCCCAUAAGUGCCAUCUCUUUUGAAGUUACGCACGCCAGAACUCGGCAAUUCGUGAGUAAAAGGUUGGGAGCUUGUCCUCGGGCAAUUGGGUGGACACCUUUUCCUUUUGUGUCGGUGUUUUCUGUUGGAGCAGAGGCACUUUGACCACAAUCCACUAGGCGCUAUGCAACCCCGUAACUCCCAGCUACCCUCAGGUCUAACGGAUAAAAGCUGAAGCAACUCAUCUACAGAUCAUGUACCUGGCACCCGGUGUAAAAAAAACAGCAUUUUGUGCCGUUAUCUAGUCUCUAAUUCUCGGGAAUCAAGUGGUAACGAUAUGAAAACCACUAUAACGAUCGUCAUUUAUCAGUGCCUGAUCCUAAUGAUGAUCAAAUGAGCUCAACUGAUGUGCCAAUAAGUGACGAACUGAUGGUUUGAAAACUCAUCUUCGCUUUGUUAAGUUAUUCAACCUACUUCUUUCUUUCUAAUCUAAAACUCUACUCCAACAUGUAAAAGUCACCUGAUUUGAACACGUCAUAUCAUCCAGCAUUACUUAACACUAACCAACUUUGGCCCAACAAUCUAACAAAGGGCUUCAAACUCAGACUGAUCAGCAGCAAAAAUUUUAACGGUUUGUUGAUAGCAGUCAAAGGAGUGUCUAUUUACUAGCAAGAACUGGCAAUUACUCAAUCUACAUCUGAUACAGGGUUAGACCUCUUGAAAAACAGCGACGAAUUUCUCUCUCAACAGAUCAUUUCAGUCAGCUAGUUUGGCGAAAUUCCAAAGAGCUAGGAAUUGGCACAGCACAGAGCAAAUCCGGGAACUUCUUUUUGGUAGCUCGAUACAGCCCACCUGGAAAUAUUAAUGGUGAAUUUAGCGAUAAUGUACCCGCUGUGGAAGAACAAUUUUCAGACGAAUACAGACAGGAAGAUAGCAACAAUGAUAUAAAUCCAGGUAAGAUAGGAAAACUGGGAAAAAUCCUGCAGUUCAUAAAAACACUCAUUAUAUUUAUCACCGAAUCGCCACUUCAGAAACGAGAAGGAACCUGGCUCGAGUUGACUUUCGCAAAGACUUCUGGGACUGUUGCUAGGGGCAGGGGAAAAAUUGGCCAAUAGCUGACUGACAGGUACCUAGUAACGAUCCCAGAAACAAAUGCGAGACGUAUUUCGGCUCCAGUUCCCUUCUGCUUUCGAAAAUGGCGAAAACUGGAGAAAAAGGGUAGCAGAGCUAAGCUUUCUACAUAGUUAUUCCUUUGAAGUUAGUUGUAUACAUAGUUACGGGAAUUUAAGAUUUUAAAACAUUACAAAUUUUCAGCGGAUUGACAUAUCUAAAUUAUUGGUUAAAUUUUCUAACCUUUGAGAAAAGGCUUUAUUUAUACCCUUAUUUGUUAUUCCAUAAUUAUAAUAAAAACAACAUGCUGAAAUGCUGCCAUGUUCCCGACAAAAUGUUAAAAUCUGAAGAAUUAAUUGUAGAAAGAAACUCCAUAAAACUCUUAAUAUAAUUCUCUUUGUUCAAUAUCUCUGGCCAAGAUUGAUAGGAAAACCGUCAUUGAUACUGAUUUAUGCUUUUUAAAUCUUCUCUUAAGGUCAAGACGGAUCUUCAUCCCCGAAGCCGAAUGUUAUUUAUUUCAAGGAGAUUAAUGUUGAUUCGAAUGCACAGGGGCCGGAAAAUGCAACAGAACCUGACCGUUCAGCCCCACAGCAGUAUGAUAUGCAAGGUAAAGCUGUGGAAAACAGUCAGGACUCUGCAAAGAACCAUCCUGCGACACAAGAAUCAAACACGCAGUCGUCACGUGAUGAGGCAGGAGAAGGACAAAGUCCUCCGAAGGAAGAUCAGAGUUCUCCUCAGAACCCUUUAAAUGGAAAACCAGCUGACAAAGGCGACAAAACAAAUGCACAGCAGAGCGAAGGUUCCACAAAUGUAGCUCCAGUAAACGAAGUUUCCGAUCACAAGCAAACCCGACCAUUUUAUCCUGAAUCUGAGUCUGCUGAUGUGAAACCGAGGCCGAAUGAAACAAAAAAUGUGGGGGCAGAAGUGCAACAGAGCAAAGAAGAGACGAAGGGGAAGGACGAAGCACUCGAAAAAGUAACACAAUUACCACAAAAUUAUGAGCGGCCGAAAAAGCUUCAUGAACCACCUAAGACAGACCUCACAUAUGUAGAACCACAGGUACCUAAACCACCUCCAAAGAAGGCAAUGCCAGUACCCUUAAAGCUGCCACCAGAAUUGGAGCUUAUGACUCCUAAGCAAGGUAUUCACAUAACUUAAAGGCUCUGAUGAAAGGCUGAGUUUUGUUAGGUCUAACCUCGAUCAAACUCUGUUAGAGGAAGGUUUAGAUGGUAAUAAUCAACUGUUAGGGAUUGCGGACGAGAUCACUAGAAGGUCAAAAUGAUCUUGCCCCAACACUAUGCUUUGUGUAAGUUUCGCGAGGUAGGAGGUCCAAACGCGCGUAACCAGAUGGCUUUCAAUGCGUUCCAUUCACUUUUAGAGACAGUCCAAAGGAAUGAUAUGUUUGCUGCAUAUAUGCCGCUCAUGCGUUGUAGUAUACUUAAAGAUCAGGAUUGCGAGCUCCUCUAAUCGCCUGCAAUUAAUUAACAAUUAAUGAAUGAGGCUGAGUAUCUUAUGAAGAAUUAUGGAGAUCGAGGAGGGUGUUAUCCGUCGAGGCCGUAGGCCGAGGCGGAUGGCACCCUCCGAGAUCUCCAUAAUUCUUCAUAUGAUACGAAAGCCGAAUUCAAUAAUUGUUUUAUUAUUCAUUCAAAAUAAUUCCUAGUUUAAAAACAUAGCUAAAACAAGCUUACCUGCAAAUACAAAUAUUAUCCGAAUAGCAGAUGUCGCCCUCCGAGUUGUCUUCUGGCUGUUUUUGCUAUGUUUUUUGCUAUUAUUACGUGUAGUUCCAGGUGUAGUUUUUACUCUUGAAACAAGUGAAGUGUCCUCCAUUUUGAUUUUCACAACCAAAACAACUCAGCCUCGUUCCCACGGUGCAUAAAGCUGUAAGACCGUUGCAUUUUUGACGUCAUUUCCUCGUUAAAGUCAAAAUUCUUCCAACAUCAGUAACUGGUUAUUGUGAAUUAUGCGUGCGCUUUUAGCCAAUCAGAAUUGGGGAAAUAUUUUGAAUGAAUAAUAAUGAAAAUUAAGUGUUUUUCUUACGAGCGUGAGUGGAGGAAAGUCUAGCUUUGAAUAGAAGCACAUUUUCUAGCUGUUAACAAGAGAAAAGUUAAAGGUAGAAUUAUUGCGGGUAGGAUAUAAACAACAGCAAAAAGGAAAAAUACAUUCCCUUUUUUGACACAACACCAUACACCUUUUUGUAACAGGCAAAGACUUCCGAGUUGAAAUUCGCUUCCCCAAGAUGAACUUCUCCAGUGAAAUGAUGGUGCCAGAAAGUUUGGCUUUUGAAGAAGUGAAAAGAAACAUAACUAGUGCGGUAAGUAAAGCAAACCAAUUUUUCCAGUUGCUGGUUUUGUAGCAGCACCAGAGUUUUUUUGUGAUGAAUGGAAGUGAUGACUGUGAUAUGAUAUGAUCUUGUUGUUUGCAUUUCCGUCAUGUUGCUAGAUCUUAAAUCUUUUCGAUGACAAAGACGAAUUCCUAGAAGCCAAAGUAAUAUCUCUGAGGUAAGAUAACUACUGUUUGGUUUCUUAGGAGAAAAACGUGUUAACCUCGUUUCUUUCGACAACCAAGAUAGCCUGAGCUCGCGUUUCAUUUGCUCUUUCGUUUUAUGUGCCUAAACAAGUAUCUGUUAUGAGUUUAGGCCUUUCGUCUACUCGAUCGCAAAGUCGAGGUAAACAAUUAUUGUAAUGCAACGUUUCCCGAAAGCAGUCUGCAAACGUGUAUUUUUAUCCAUUACAAUUUCUGCUGUGGAUGAGUACUCGUUUGCCAACCUUUGUUAACGCUGACGUUGCAACACAUGCAACAUCACUAAAAAGGUGAAUUCGCACUGCUUUAAACUUUAUCGUGCUUAUUCCAUCUCGUUCAAUUCGUCAACUGUUGAUAAUUUGUUUUCUGGGUUUGAAUUCUAAAAGACAAUAUCGAAGUUCAGGAAAAGAAAAAGAAAGUCGCUGUCUUGUGUUCGCGUCCUCUGCAAAACGUGAAAUAAGGAACUUACACGUCGUAGUCGUGUAGCGUCGGCAAGGAAAUUUUCAAAAAAGCAUGUUUUGCUUCUCGAAUCGUCGUCGUAGCUAUUUCUCCCUACUGUCGAACCAGUGUGCCAUCAAUCCUUCUUCGUUUGCAAUUUACGGCCGGAGAUAAAGUCGAGGUCAAAUAAAAACGCAAAAUAGAGGCCAGUAUCCAACCAUUACCGAAAAAGCUACGAGGAUUUAUUACAUGGCCAAAAAGAAGGCUCUUUCUUGAAGGACCAACACAGAAGAUUCCAAACGUCUAGACAGGCCCAUCUCGCACGCUUGGGUAGGCAAUAAGAACUCAGGAUUUACUUCAUGGUGUCCGCUCGCAGAACCAGUCAUAAAAUAAAUUAUAGCUAACUAGCAACUUAGGGUACACUUGUGUGUUUCCUUUUUCUUUUUCCUUUUUCUAUGCCAUCAAUAAUUUCCCCUUGCCCAUUUUUUUAUAAGUUAUUUGAGCUCGUUCCGUUCUUGUACUUUAAUCACAGAAACGGAAGUGGUGUAAUAGCCACGUUGGGUUUACUUUUCACUAAGGACGCUCCAGGUCACCUCGACCCUCUAACAAGAGCACUACUCGCAGGAAAAAUCGGAGAUAUGCCUGUAGCAUCUAAGUACGAAUCUGCAGGUAAGAAUAAGGCGGCACUGUAUUACGAAUACAGAGGUAUUACAGCUAGGUUACCAUACCUAUAUUAAUACAGGUUUUAUUAUACAACUCGCACCUCCAUGUUUAACCACCACUCGAAAGCGACCACCUCACAUAAGCGGCCACCUAUAACACCAAACGUUUAACCCAGCUAAAGCCUUAGAGUUAGAACCUCUAUAAACAACUACCUCCUGUAAGCGACCGCGACCACUACUUGGGGGCUGACCGCCAAUAUUGUUUUCCAUUGUUUUUCCAUUGUUUUAGACACAAAGACGAUAUGAUGUCAUCGUCGUUAAUGUAUUCCUCCCGAGUUAAUGAGAUUCCUUCUUGUAAAAGAGGGGUUAUCUACUAUACUACUCUUGAAGUAUUGUAGUAGAGUAAUUUUGAAUAAAACCGACUCAUUAUUUGAGGGUUUUCUUUGAUUCCAAUGUGAUUCUAGGGUAUUUAAGUUACACCAAAAAAACCUGACACAGCUCCUUUACUUGUGUGUUUGCUAAUUUUUUUUUUCAGUUGCACUACCCGCUGGAUACCUUAGACUUAAUCUUCCAAUGCAAGAACGAGGCUCCGGAGUAUGCGCACAGCCUUGUUCCCAACCAGAUAAGUGCUACCCCGCGGGGUGUAGUGCGCAGUGCUGUGCAUUCCAACCCCCAUCUUACAAAUACCACCCUCGAGUGUCACCAUCAGUGCUCCCAUCAUGUCCUGGGACAUGUGACGACAGCUGUUUCCCGGAUUGUGAUAAUGAUUGCUGUUCGAACAUGUCGGACUUAUUGGAGACUUCAAAGACAAACGCUGGAUCUCUAGUCGCCGCCCCUCCCAGUAUCACAUGCCCGGGAUCAUGCCAUUUCUUGUGUUAUCCGCAAUGUAGCCCACAAUGCUGUUCUUCGCAGCCCGUGGAAAAUCCGUGUCACUCCUCGUGCCCAGCUUACUGCGCGCCGAGCUGUGAUACUGCCUGUUGUGCAUCUAGGAAAUCCCUUGUUAAUAGGUAUGAUACAUUGUAUGAUGAACGGUUUACUGAUAAACCCUAGUAGAAAAGUCAAAACUAAUGCUUUCCCAUAUUUUGAUUACCGCUAAUUUCCACCCACUUAUAAGCCCAUCUACUUGUAUACAAAAAAAUGCUCCUUCGCUUAUCAGCCCUUCUGAAACCCCGUGCAGAGAUGUAUUAUCCCAUGGCUUAUAAGCGGCAAAAUACAGUAUACUAGUGAGCUUAAAGAAACGACGACGGCGAUGGCUGCGAAAACGUCACUUAAAAAGUGCAUUCGCGCUGCCUCAAACUUUAGGGCGCUUAUUCCGUCUCGUUCAAUUCGUCAAAUGUUGGCAAAUUUUUCUCGAGUUGAAUGCUAAAGGACUGUAUCAAAGUACAGGAAAACAAAAAGAAAGUCGUUGUCUUCUGUUCACGUCCUCUUCAAAACGUGAAAUUAGGAAGUUUCACGUCGUAGGGGUGCAGUGACGGUAAAGAAAUGUACAAAACAGCGUGAUGCACGUGCAAAGUUGUUGUUUUGUUAAUCCAAACCUAUUGCCUUUUUUCCGUUCUCGUUGUCGUCGCCGUCGUGGUUGCUUAAGUUAAAAAAUAAUCAGGGGUGUAACAACCUGAAAGUCGUCGGUAAAGAAGUGCGCUCCUUAAAAAAAUGUUAAGAGAAGUAAAAAUAAAACAGGUGAAAAACAGCGCAAGUGAAACAAAGUGGACAGCCAAUUAGGGAUAGCUAAAACUCCCUAAGUAACUGCAUUAAAUUUCUUUCAGAUAACUUUUCAAAUUGAAAUACAAGAAAGAAUGAGUUAAGCCUAGGCGAAAUGAUCACCUCGAUCCCACUUUCAGAAGACCCGGACGGUGGACACUAUCCCGCGGACGACUCUAUUGAAACAAUGCUCUAUUAACAUUAGAUACAUUUUUAUUUGCCAGCUUUUCCAAGCAAUACAGUCGAUACCGCAGCGCCCAAAGAACAUUAGCAAGAAGCCGUUACUUGAAAAACUUACAAAAGCGACUGAAACUACAGGGAUUGAGAGGCUUGAAAUCUAUGAAACUGGCUCGACCAGUGCGUCCAAGACAGAGGUCCGUCAAACUAAGAGAAGCUCGACUGAGACCAGAAAAUCUGGCACUAGACGAAUAUGACCACAGUAUUAACGAUUGGGCGAAGAAAGGACAGAUUACAAAAAAUAUCCACAGCCUGGGCCAAAGGUCUGGAGAAUAA
Molecule: messenger RNA, 9507 nt
Organism: Porites lobata
Lineage: Eukaryota; Metazoa; Cnidaria; Anthozoa; Scleractinia; Poritidae
Source: the annotation of a GenBank genome assembly